Messenger RNA from Triticum aestivum (bread wheat), 1969 nucleotides. RefSeq lists its product as uncharacterized. The coding region runs from base 70 to 1518 and encodes 482 amino acids. NCBI's taxonomy places the organism in Eukaryota, Viridiplantae, Streptophyta, Magnoliopsida, Poales, Poaceae. The record is from RefSeq and is a predicted model, not a curated record. Gene Ontology annotation, molecular function: nucleic acid binding. The transcript has 2 exons.
GAGGAUGGAAUACAGUGCAAGCCGCCGGUGAAUCCAGCGGAGAAGUGGUGGCCGGUGUCCUUUUGCACGAUGGUUUCGCUCAGAAGUAGGAAGAACUUCUAUCCUGGGGCGAUCCGGCUUGGUACAACCAGGGCCUAUCUCUUCGACAGCGAACAUGUUCUUAUAGAUUCUCGUGCGCGCCGGACCGGUGAAGUAUUCAUCCAGGGAACGGUUGUCAUGUUCCCCUGCCAUCUUGCGAACAUCACCACCGGUGACCAAGGAGUUGAUGCGGCAGGUUCUAUGUGCGCACACGACUCAGGCCAUGGAGAAGAUGCUGCUGGUGGAUGCGAUGGCUCGGAAGUGGAAGAAGCUGCCAGUAUGCACGCGGGCCUCGGACGUGCUCGUGGUGCACAUGAUGUCGUGCUUAAACGCGUGCGUGCGGCGCUACUUGCUGGUCCUGUCGUCGGGCGUGGCCGUGGAGGUGACGACAAUGCCGUCGGGGACGCCAGUGACGCUCGACGUGGUCGUCGACGCUUGGGCUUGGCUGGUCGCAGCAGAAUGCGCCCGGCUCUGACGAAGUGGCAAGGCGGCCUUACCGAAGUUGUUCCAUCUUCGCUAAAUGGCAGCAGCAAUGAUGCAACCAGCCCUGCCGACGUUAACCAAGGUGACUGUACAGAAAGUGUUCCAUCUUCAGUAAAUGGCAGUGGCAAUGAUGCAACCAGCCCCGCCGGCAACAUUAACCCAUGCAUCCGUGUGGAGUUGAAGAAAGGUGUUGUUCCAGAGAGUGACCCUGGAGUACAAGCUGAAGUAGCUGACACCGGCAGCAACAAUGGCUCAAAUGCUAAUCAAAAAAAGAAGCGAAGAUGGUACCCAGACCAUCAAAAGCAAGAAAUUUAUGCUAUGCUAUUAGAGCGGACAAAUCAAGGCGUACUAAACCAAGGGGUGGUUGACGAGGUGGCAGAGCUUUGUCAAGUUAAUUACCGGACUGUUCAAAACAUAUGGUCGAGAGGCAAGAAAGCCGGUGGUAUUCAUGGAGUAGCAAACAAAAGGGUGAAAACUUGUGGCCGCAAGAAGAUACCGUUUGAUUCAGAUGCCAUAAAAAAGAUUGAAUUGAGCAAAAGAACUACGCUCAAAGAUCUUGCUAAUGAGCUUCAAAUGGCGAAGACAACUUUAUGGAGAAGGUUGAAGGAGGGCAGACUGAAGCGCCAUACAAAUUCAAUUAAAUCCACAUUGACUGAUGACAACAAGGUGGGUCGGAUUCGGGUUUGUUUAUCCAUGUUGGAUGAGCUAAGUGUGCCUGAAGAACCCAGAUUUAAAGGCAUGUACAAUGUCAUUCACAUUGAUGAGAAGUGGUUCUACCGCACUAAAGGUACCCAGAACUACUACUUGGCACCUGAUGAAGAAGAACCCUAUCGCAGCACACAGAGCAAGGGAUUUAUCGAGAAAGUGAUGUUCUUGGCAGCAGUAGCAAGGCCUCGUUAUGAUGAUCAUGGUGUCAUGACUUUUGAUGGCAAGAUUGGAAUUUGGCCGUUCACAUAGCAGGACUUUGCAAAGAGGCGUAGCCCUUACCGAGAGAGGGGGGAAGAGGUAACCAAGGUUUUGCCGUCGGUGACGAAGGAUGUCAGUAGAGAUUAUAUGGUGAACAAGCUGCUACCUGCCAUCAAGGCUUUGUGGCCGGCUUCGGAACGCGAACGCAUAAUAUACAUUCCGCAAGAUAAUGCAAAGACCCAUAUUGCUGUGAAUGACAGUGUGUUUUGUGCAGCGGCACAGGCGGAUGGAUGGGAUAUUAGGCUUACAUGUCAGCCGCCGAACUCACCUGAUUUGAACAUUCUGGACUUAGGAUUCUUUGCUGCACUUCAGGCUCUUUUUGAGAAGAUGUCCCCUGGUAAAAUUGGUGAUAUUGUUGCAAAGGUGCAAAAAGCAUAUGACACCUACCCGGCUGAGAGAAGCAACCGUAUUUUUCUUACCCUUCAGUCAUGCAUGUGCGAGG